AUGGCAUCAAACGCGUUCGCAUUCAAACUCGACCCAUCCAGUCUCCCACAGCUGACGAGCAAGGGAGACAACUAUGCAGACUGGCGACCGGCAUGGAAGAUCGCGUUUGAAUGGUGCGAAAUUUGGGACGUCAUCGACCAGAAGCCACCCACGGCAGCCACCGCUGCCGCUACUGCCACCGAUGAUCCCGCCGCGACUGCCGCUGCCGCAAUCGUUGCUGCCGCCGCAAACGAGAAGCGAAAGAAAGACAAUAACAAGGCAAUGGUGAUGCUGAUGUCGGCAGUCCACGCCGACCACCUUCCGAUGAUCACUACAGCCGCAACCGCCCAUCAAGCAUGGACCUCGUUACAAGACAGAUACGAUCGAGAUACCGCUCACUCCACCAUCCAUCAAUUUCGACACCUCACGUCGAUGAGAUACGAUGACCAGGAUGAUCUGGUGGCACACCUCGACACAUUCCAUCAAGCCUGGUCUCACCUUGAACGCCGUUGCCGAUCCUCCUCGCAAGAAUUGGCGAAAAACCUGACGCCUGUUUUCUCUUCAGAGGCAAUCAAAGGCUCCUUCUUCCUGUCAACGUUGCCGGAGUCUAUGGAUAAUAUAAUCAACAAUCUCUCAUCUCGGAACAUCAACAAGUUCAUCGACAUCGAGCCGGAGAUGCUGGAUAUUGCUCAACGCCGAGCACAGCCCGCUGAUGAGAAGGCGAUGUAUACCAAGACUGCGGCAAGAGGCAAGCAACGAGCCAACGUUCCUCGACAAUCACCUACUUCCGGCAACCAGUGCGAAUGUACAUGGUGCCGCAAGAGGAAUUUCACCUUCGUUGGACACCUGUAUACCGAAUGCCCACGGCUGGCUGAGUACAAAAAGCAAAAAGACAGAACCAACGACAAGGGCAAGAAUAAGUCGAGACAUAACGCUCGCCAAGCCGCCGCCGACGACGACCAAGAUGACGAUGUGGAUGAGGACAGAGAUGACGCUGUGGCCUUCCUUGCCUCCGCAAGCCUGUCCCCAUCUACACCAACAACGUCACGCUCGAUGACAAUUGGCCGUUCCGCAACAGCCGAAAUCAUCGACCUCACUGAUGCCGACGACAUCCAAGCAUUUGCGGUAAAUGUUACCCCCCAACUCCUUGCCACCUCGUCAACAUGGAUUUUUGAUUCUGGAGCCACUCGACACAUGUCGGGCCACGAAUCGGAUUUCAUUGAGAUACGGCCAAGAACUGGCACCAUUUCCAUCGCCAACGGCACCAAGCUCGCGGUCGACGGAAUUGGAACUAUACUAAUGCUCUUGCGCCUUCCUGACGGCACCGUCGUCGACACUGUAUUUACUGACGCUCUCUACAGUCGAGGACUACAGAACACCAGACUCUUCAGUUGGUGUCAAGUCCGCCACCGAUUCCAGAUGUCAGCACACGGCAACGACAUCUUCGUCCACAAAAGAGACGGAAAACUGGUGAUGUGGGCCAACUACCGUGAAGGGGGUUUUAUAAUUCAGACGGACGACAAACCCGACGCUUAUAAACCCUCAACAGCUAUCGUCGACCAAGCGAGCUUUGCCGAUUAUAAUGAUUUUCAUAAAUCGGUCGGCCACGCACAGGCAAUCAAUUACUCUGCCUACGUUAAGAAUUUAAAGCCACACGCCGGCUUGCCAAAUAAGAUCACGCCUUACGAGGCACUCUUCGGCAACAGGCCCUCGAUUGGGCAUCUACGACCCUAUAUGGCUGAUUGUUAUCUUUAUAUCCCCAAGGAAGCUCGCAAACCUGGCACUAAGUUGCUCGACCGCGCUGAACGCGCUCAUCUGGUCGGCUACGACAGCAAUGCUGUGAUGCGACUCUACGUUCCCUCCAGGAACACGAUUACGACGGCAACGCUUGCCCACGUCCGUUUCGUUCCACCUGGAAAACGAAUUUACUGGGAUAUUGAGAAUACGACACCAAUUACUGUCUCCACGACUCCGGACUUGUCUAGUGAUGACAACAAUAAUUUCAUUGUUGAAAAACGAUCUGAGUCCACCCAGUUCGACUUGGGGGGUGCCCCAGGUACUGUUGCGACGUCACCGUUGCCCUCAAACGCGAGAAACACAACUGUGGCGUCGCCAUCUCGAAUUCCUACAGCCAUUAGAGGCCGUAACUCUCCGGCCGCUACCCCAUCGCCGACUUCGCGUACCCGCUCAACUCGAGCGGGCACCCGAUCUAGAAAACAAUAUCUGAAGGAUUUUGGCAGAAGCGCCGACUGCGCCGACGAUGAUGAAACGGAAAUUCGGGCUGUGGCUAUGAUCGCCGUUGACGAAGGGAUACCCACCACCCUGCGGCAAGCUCUGGGAUCAGCUGAAUCGACAGAGUGGCAGCAAGCCGUCGACGCCGAGCUUGCUGCCCUUAUAUCUAAAUAA
Trichoderma aggressivum f. europaeum is the source of this 2385-nucleotide messenger RNA. RefSeq lists its product as uncharacterized. Bases 1 to 2385 code for a protein of 794 amino acids. NCBI's taxonomy places the organism in Eukaryota, Fungi, Ascomycota, Sordariomycetes, Hypocreales, Hypocreaceae. The record is from RefSeq and is a predicted model, not a curated record. The transcript has 2 exons.